AUGGUUCUCCUAAGCGACCUCGUCAGCCUGCAGCAGGCAUUCAACAGGCUCACCACGUCGGUGCCGACGCUCGACGAGAUCAUCUUGCAGACCUCGGUCGUCAAGAACAAAGUCUACGAUUUCCAGUCGUCGCCCGGGUGCCACGGUAUGCACAUCGUCAUGUCGUCGCUCGUCGUUUCCCACUUACUCGCGGGAAACAAGGUGGUGAUCAUCGAUGCGUUGAACCGGUUCCCUUUCAAGUUAUUGCAGAAACAGCCCGAUUUCCGCAUGGAGAUGAAGCGCCAUGUGACCCACUACUUUUGCGACACUUUUGCCAAAUUGUACUCCUUGCUAGCCAAGUUGAAAGUCGACAACGACACCAUGGUUGUGAUUAACGACUUUAACCUGUUGGUGGAGUUUUACAAGUUGGAGAUGUCCUCGACUUACGAAGAAAUGAUUUUAAGGCACCAUUUGGACGUCAAUGCUGUCCUUGUGCACAAUAAGCAAACGGGACUGAGCGAACCGCUACCUCAGCUUCCCGCCAACUCGGAUUUGCUCAAGAUCAGUCCAAUUGUGAAAUUUGAGCUGCAUCUCGGUCAUCUUUUUAAAGUCAUGAACGAUAUCUGCGCCCAGCGCAACUCAAUGAUGUUUUUGUUGGGCUACAUGGAGACUAAAUACCGACCGUACAAGCUUAAAGAAACUGGAGAUGAAAGGACACCUUCGACUCAAAGCUCGUUUACUGAAAAGGGCCGGACGGUGUUGAAGCCUAGUGAAAUGCACAAGUCGACAACGAACAAGUUCAUCUUUUAUCACGAUUGGUAUCAUAAAUCUCCGCAUUUCGUGCAGACUUACCCCGUCGAGGAAAGUGGCAGAGUAACUUAUGUGAACCAGUCGAUGUUGAGAUUCGUUAACGCGGUGCAAGUGGAAACGCGCGCGGAACUAUUUGCUCCCGUGUAUUUUGAUGUCGACGAGGAGUUUUAUUAUGACAAUGACGAGGAUUUUGACCACGGUUUUAGAGUCAGGGACCUAUCUGCGGUGAGCCAGAAUAAUCAUACUAACACCAGCAUAACCACCAGCGGCACCACCACCAGUAGCAGCAGCGCCACCACCACCAGCACGGUGGGUACAAGAACGGAACGAAGUUCAUUGCGCACCAUAAGCACGCGCUUGUCUUCUUCGCAAACCUCGGUGGACGCCACCGUGAUUAAUGUUACUCACAAUAUGAGCACGCCAGUUGAAGCAUCGAACGAGUUGAGCCCAACAAGCGAUACAGAGUCUGUGAUUCAGGAAUCCCAAGAGGACAUUUCAAUUCUUCAAAGGUGA
Lodderomyces beijingensis is the source of this 1302-nucleotide messenger RNA. The record is from the annotation of a GenBank genome assembly. Lineage: Eukaryota; Fungi; Ascomycota; Pichiomycetes; Serinales; Debaryomycetaceae.